Messenger RNA from Anopheles darlingi, 2356 nucleotides. RefSeq names its product T-complex protein 11-like protein 1. The coding region runs from base 200 to 1753 and encodes 517 amino acids. Gene Ontology annotation, biological process: signal transduction. The record is from RefSeq and is a predicted model, not a curated record. Lineage: Eukaryota; Metazoa; Arthropoda; Insecta; Diptera; Culicidae. The transcript has 3 exons.
CGACGGUAUAAAACAAGCGGAAAGUGGCCGAGGAGGGGAAAAACCAGUUCAGAAGUGGUGCCGUCAACACGUCGUGUAAGGUGAUUCUCUUUGGGAAGUAAAUUGUUUACUCACAAAGCAACGUACGAAAAAAACCGUGGCUCAACUCCCACUUUGACUAUCCUGAUAGAAGACAGAUAGAACAAACUACGUAACAACGAUGCCGGAUAACACACGUCCUGACGCUCCGAAACCGGGAAGUUCCGGAGAGCAGCAGCAGCAGCAAGACAACGAAGUGAAGGACAAGGAGCGUACGGACGGACCGAAAAAGGAACUGUGGGACUUGUUUGAGGACUUCCAGGAGGUAGGCGUGUUUCUGCCGGGUUUCUAUGGGGAACCAUCGAAACGACUGGCGCAUGAAUCGCUGAUGCGCCUUGUCAAGACUUCGGAGGAUAUGGCGCUCGCACACGAGAUCGCGGUGAACGCCGACUUUGAGCUGAAGACUCCAUCGGAAGUAGAGUCUGAGGAUACGCUGCACAGUGCGGUACGUCGGACGAUGCACACCGCCUACUGGAAUAUGGUGCAGGAAGAGCUCUCCAGAGAACCACCCAGCUUUGUUAUGGCUAUGAAAAUCCUGAAUGAUGUGAAAAAAGCGUUUACGGUGCUGCUGCGCGGCAACAACGAUCGCACGCUGGCUAAGCUGAACGAAGUUCUGGACGAGGCGACCAUCCAGCAGCAGGUCGAGUUAGGAUCGCUUGACAUACGCGGCAUCACGAGCUAUGUGAUCGAGCUGAUGGGCAAGGCGUGUUGUAUGGACCGAGACGAAGAGGUGGCCACGCUCAAGAAACAGACGGACAUCGUUGCCAUAUUGCGCGGCAUACUGGAAACGUUGGCCAACAUGAAGACAGACAUGGCCAACUACGUCUUGCACGUCACGCGCCAGCAGGUGGUGCGCAGCUCUAUUGCCUAUGAAAAGGCAAAGUUUUAUGAACUGAAGGAGGUGAGUGGAGAUAAUUUUGCACGCACCCUGAUGUGGCUGCAACGUCACGUCCCGGUUCAUACCGGUGAUCCAGCAGAGCAGGAAAAGCCGGCCAAUAGUGAACAGAAGACCACUGGGCAGGACGCCGCAGGCAACAAUGUCGGCAUGAAGGAAAUUCCGCCACCGAUAGCAACGGCCUACGUGGCCCUUCUUGACAGCUCCACUAAAGAGAAGGAUUUCCCUGAGCUGCUUAAGCUUGACGAGGGUCGCAUGCACCAGAUGCGAAUCGAGGCGCUGCGUCUGAGUGUCUGUGCGACCGUUCUGCAGUUGACCGUUUCGGUGAUACCGGCACUGGUUAACCAACCGGACAAGCGCCAGAAGUUGACUGACAGGCUAAUUGUCCUCUUCGACGGCUGUUACAGCAAACAAUCGAUUCUGGAGCAGCUAGAGGGCAUGUGGGCUUUCGUGCUGAAGAAUAUUGACGAACAGCAGCCGUUGGACACACCACAGGCUACGGCACUGAAGUAUCAGAUCGGACAGAUUGCGACCGGUGACUCGGCUGUCCACGGGAUUAUCUCGAACCGCCUCCGCACAUUACUGGUUGCGGGCUUGAUCGAUGGGGAUAAUGUACCGAUUCCUGGAUGCUAUCAAACGCUUCGUCCGAAGGUUUUGGAACUGACAUCGAAGCUGGUGCGCAUCACCAAACACAACUACGCCGUGUACGGUGACUACUACGCGUUCCUGAUCAACGAACUGCGUCGCCUAACUCCUGCUAAGGAAUCCUCUUCAGCUUAAUUCAUUACCUUAUUGUUAUUUCAUCAAUUCAUUACCUUAUUAUCAUUUUUCCAACAGAUUUGACUCAUUUCUGGAUCAAUGACUGGUCCUUUAAUUUGGCCUUUUAAUCCUUCACAUUGGUCAUUGCCAAUAACUUAUGACACGAACUCUCACCCUCUCUGGCGUAUUAAUCAACUAAUCUUUCUCAUUACAUGCGCCCAUUACUAACCGAGUUCUAACUAAAUUCGAGUUCAAAUAAAAAUUUAUUGUUGCCUUAUAAAGGCUAAUUUAACCGUAACGUAUAGUAUUACUUGCAGCCCGGUGCCCUUGGCUUUGGUAGAACGGUCCACUAACAACAGUGUAGCUGUUUAAACUCGUCAUGUAUCUGCUAACCACACAUACCGCGCUUAACAAUAUCAUCUGCGCGGCGACAAGGUUAACAACGUGCAUUCAUCAUUUUCAGCCCGUUCCACCAAUGGCAAGCCUAUUUGUUAUAGUAUCUAUAUCCCGAUUCCUACAACGUCGUGGAAAGGGAAACACGUGCAUAAUAUAAUGUAAAUACGAUCUUUUGAAAAAUAAAGCAACAAACCGUGUGAUAGUCCCUAGUAAGGGGAUGUACUUUAA